CUGCGAGUUCUGGAACGAGAUCGCAUCGAGUUGAAUGUGUGAAUGGAACGAAAUCAGUUUUUGUGGUUAUACAUAGGAGAUUCGGAACGAAAAUUAUCACAUUUUUCGGCGUUUGUUUGGGAGAAGGCUAGUCGGAAAACAUCCACCGAAAGCAGGCGGAAAUGAUGCACCAUUAGCGGCCCGCGGGAAGUCUGUUGACGCACUCAUACUCUUGACAAGAGGAAGGAAGUUGCGAGGAGGAAGCUCGGAGCGGACAACCAAUUAGCCAACUUUAUACUCAUCCAUAGUGUUGAAAUUGGAACAACAGCGGGGUUUGGCCAGACAAAUGGAACCGGCAGCAGAAGUCGUAGGGCUCGCCAACGAGCUGGCCCGAGCAGUGAAAAUCACCAUGGAUCCGGCCGCUUCCCAGGCGGCUCGAAUGGACGCAUAUGUGGCUUGUGAGAGGUUCAAAGAGGUAUCGCCGCUGUGUGCCCAAGUCGGACUCUUCCUCGUCACAGGUAAUUUUCCGGCCGUAGUUCGACACUUAGGGCUGCAACUAAUGGAGCACACGGUCAAGUUCAACUGGAACAGCAUCUCCCAGCAGGAAAAGAUUUUCAUCAAAGAGAACGCGAUGAAGCUGCUAGGGGAGGGCGUGGCGGAAGCCCAGGACCAAAGCGUUUCGCACAUCAAGGACGGUCUGUCGAGAAUCAUUGUGGAGAUGGUUAAGCGUGAGUGGCCACAACAGUGGACCACGCUGUUGGCAGAACUGAGCGAAGCGUGUUCCAAAGGAGUCGCCCAGACGGAAUUGGUGCUGUUGGUGUUCCUGCGAUUAGUGGAAGAUGUGGCCCUUCUGCAGACCAUCGAAAGCAACCAACGCCGGAAGGACAUCUAUCAAGCGUUGACUUCGAACAUGGCGGAAAUAUUUGACUUCUUCUUGAGGCUGAUCGAACUGCACGUAGGAGAGUUCCGGAAUGCAACGGCCAUCGGCGACAAGCACAAGGCUUUGGGCCACAGCCGGGUGGUUCAAGUGGCUCUGUUGACUCUGACGGGGUUUGUCGAAUGGGUUUCCAUCAUCCACAUAAUGGCUUCUAAUGGGAGACUCCUUCAGAUUCUCUGCAUUCUAUUGAUUGACGAAGAGUUUCAACAGCCCGCUGCGGAAUGUUUGCUACACGUAGUGAACCGCAAAGGACAGGUCAAAGAUCGCAAACCGCUGCUGAUACUGUUUGACGAAGUCCCAGUGGGACAUUACUAUCGGGCAGCGCUGCAAACAGAAAGGAUGGGCACGGAGUCGUACUAUCUGUUCCUAAAGAAGCUCGUCCAGGUGCUGAUGGGCCUGGCCACUCAGCUGGGUAGCUUUUGGGGUAAAGAGGAUUGCCAAAUUUCCAGACCAAGUCUGGCCACAUUCCUGGAAACGGUGUUCAUCUUCUCUCGCCAUUCGAGCUUCACCUUGUCGCACUACGCCUCCCUGAUCUGGACCGGGCUGUUGAAACAUGAGCAAAUUUCACGGGAACCCAUCGUAAUGGAGUACAUUCCAAAGUUGAUCGAAGUUUUCGGCCCAAAGAUCAUUAAGGUUUGCUACCCAGCAUCCCGUCCCACGGAGAUCAGCAUGAACCCAGAAACCUUCAUCAGCCUGGACUAUGACGACGAGGAAGAGUGGCUCAUUUUCUUCGCCCGGUGUCGAACCGAUUUUCUCGAAAUAUUCCGGCAAGCUACGUUGAUGGCCCCACUCGUGACCUUUUCCUACUGCGAACAGUGGCUCAACGCCAGACUGCAGAAAGCACAUUCCGAACGAAACACGACCUGCAGCAUCACCGAUCCGGUCUACUUGGAAUGGGACGCCCUGGUCAACGUGUUGGAUAGCGUCCUGUCGCGGAUCCUCAUGGUCACGGAACGUCCUUCGGUCGCCUCAGGGCUACGCCUGCUGGAGGAAUGCCUCAAGGUCGAAUCUUCGGAUCCGUUGAUUUUCUCGGUGCUGCUUUCCUGCAUUUCCUCGCUGUUCGUGUUCCUCAGCAUGUCCUCGUGCCAGAUCACCGCCGCCAAUUGUGUUGCCAUGUCCGGAGUGCAGCUACUCCCCAGAGUCCUGGACAAGAUAUUCGCCGCCCUGGUAUUCCAAUUGCCCGGCGCCAACCGUAUCAACCAAUCCAUAGCCGUCAAGAACCUCCGCCGUCAUGCGGCAUCUCUCAUGGUCAAAAUUGCCCACAAGUAUCCACUCCUGCUCCUACCCAUCUUCGACCAGAUCAACACCAGCGUCCACAAUCUUAUUCGCCAGCAAGACCUACUCAGCAACGUAGAACAAAUCACCCUCCUGGAGGCCCUGCUUCUCAUCUCGAACCACUUCUGUGACUACGAGCGGCAAAGCAACUUCGUAACGGAAAUCACCCGCGAUGGCGUCAAUCUCUGGCUGCACAUGGCCCCGGUCGUCAAAAACGCCCACACUUUUAUCGACUUUGUCGGAUUGAACAAGCUGCCCAUCGAACCGAACUCCGGCAUCCAAGAUCCGUGCAACGUCAACCGGGGUCAAAUCGUGUACGCCCUCAAUCUUAUCCUGGGCAUCAUCAAACGGUGCUCCUGGCCGGACGAUCCGGAUCGUUGCUCACGGGGUGGCUUCGUCGUUGCACUCACCGAAUCCGGCAAUCCGAUCUGCCGGAAUCCUGCAACCUCCCACGUGGUCCCACUUCUACCGCACAUCCUUUCCUUGAUGCGAGUACUGAACGAGCUGUGGAAGCCGGAUGCAUUGGCCGCAAUAAAUCCCCACUUCAAGGGCGCCAACGGAAUGCAGGAACACGAGAAGAAGCAACUCCUCGGGGUCACGUUGGUACAUCAGGAUCCGUUGGAUCCGACCGUGAAGAAGCCCCCGACGGCGUUCGACCGCAUGCAGACAUUCCUGUCGCUGGUAUUCGAGCAUUGCUACCACAUGAUGGGAUCGGCAGGACCUUCCCUCGGGCGGGAUCUAUACGCCCUCCCAGGCAUCGCGGAAGCUCUAAUCGGCAGCAUUUUCGCCUCACUGGAGAACGUUCCGGACUUUCGUCUGCGCACCAUCGUGCGGGUGUUCUUCAAACCGUUCGUCUACUCCUGCGCUCCGGUAUUCCACGAAACGGUUCUUCUGCCGAUCUUCGCCCACAUCGCCCCAUUCAUGCUCUCAAGACUGACGGCCCGCUGGCAGUACAUCACGGCGCUGUACGAAUCGGGCGAGCUGGGAGAGGACGUCAGCGAUACCCAGGAAGUGCUGGAGGAUAUGCUGAACCGAACGUUGACCCGGGAGUACAUCGAUGUGCUGAAGGUGGCCUUGGUUGGCAGUACGGUGGAUCCGAUGAUACCCAACGCGACCAGCGAAGCCACCAUGGAUCAGGAUGAUCAGAGCAUGGAUGGUCCUCCGCAUGCACUGACUCGGGCGGCCCAAACUGCCAUGACGUCGGACGUGAUCAGCGAUCUGGGUGGAAAGUUGCUGCGCAAUCAGUACACCUGUACGCCGAUCGUUAUGACCGUUUUGAGCGUCAUCACCUGGAACGACAGCAACUGCAGCUUGAAAGCCGUAUUCCUGAGCGGGCCAAUCAUUCGGUUUCUCGCUGCGGAACAACUCAUUACCGACACUUUGGCAUCGAACAUCAUCAUUGCCGUACUGCAGGGGCUCCAACUUCACGGGCAGCACGAAUCUAAUCAGGCCGCCCUCAACACGCUCGGCGUCACAGCGUACGAAAUCCUGCGGCCAAAGUUCCCCAACAUCCUGGAAGUGCUGCAGCAGAUUCCCAACAUCAGCGCCGCGGACAUCCAGAAGCUGGACGAGAAAAUCUCCCUCUCGGCCAGCACCAAGGGCAACAAGAUCGACAAAGCCAAAAAGGACCUCUUCAAGAAGAUCACCUCGCACAUUGCCGGGCGCAGUGUUGGCCAGCAGGGCAAGAAGGAGGUUCGGAUCUUGAACCUGCCGCCGAUUGUUCCGCCGGGUGGCCGGAACUCGUACAACAAUCUAACCGACAGCGCUCAGGACACCGGUCUGGCACACCUCUUUGCCAGUCGGAGUUAGUAAGCGGCAAACACGAAUCACAUACCACUGAGCUAUCCUUAAUCACCUACCUUUGAACACUACUACUACAUACACACUCUGAGCACUUACGCUAAGAAACCUAUCAAAUAGGGGCUCUGUUGUUUAAAUUUUAAAAUUUAGUAGGUAGCUGUUAGCCAUCAUCACCUCAUCUCGUUGCAUUUGCUGGAGGGUCCCGAAUUCGGGGCAAAGAGCGGGUCCUUUCCCCUUUAUCCAAUCAGUUGCCUUUAUUUGUGUUAAUGCACCAAGCUUUUCCCCCUUAUUUUAAAGCUUAGUAAGUAUUUAUUAGAUUUUUGUUUCGUUUUGUUAAGAGCUUUGAUUGCCGGUUUAUAGACAACCUGAAUCAGGAAGCCCCAGCGCGCUGCUGUAAUAUGUUAAAUCACGAAUCAAAUUAUUCAGAAGCGUUUACUAUAAUGAUAAACUUAAAUGUGUAUGUACUACAAUCGCGAGACUGGAGGAAUGUGCAUGUGACAGGGGAGUGAAUGGGACAGAACGGGGGACACAAUGCGCGUGGACAUUACUUACGAGAAGAAGGGUGUCAUGGCCAGACGCCCCAAAAAACGAAGUGUGAAUUUGAAUGGUGUAUUCAAAGACCGGGAAAUCUUUUUCAAAUUGUAGAAAAUCAUAAACUGUCGGAUUACAACCUAAUAAUAAUAAUCGAUUUAUUAUUAUCAA
Molecule: messenger RNA, 4693 nt
Organism: Aedes aegypti (yellow fever mosquito)
Lineage: Eukaryota; Metazoa; Arthropoda; Insecta; Diptera; Culicidae
Gene: Ranbp21
Product: exportin-5
Exons: 7
Coding region: 326-4000 (1224 amino acids)
Biological process (GO): RNA export from nucleus; protein export from nucleus
Cellular component (GO): RNA nuclear export complex; nucleus; cytoplasm
Molecular function (GO): RNA binding; nuclear export signal receptor activity; small GTPase binding
Source: RefSeq, a predicted model, not a curated record